CAGCAUAGAGACUUUGUACACUGCGCUAGGAAGGUUGUACAUUACCGGACAACUGCUUAAAUAAAGCCGCAGUGCCAAACUCCAAACUUCCGUGAACUUCUAUCCGAAAUCUCUCUCUGCCAACUGCCUUUUCUCACAAACUCAAGAUUUCAUUUAUCAUCCAAAACAUCCAAACUUGGCGCAUUUACAUAACAAAUUUCACAUAUACACACCAAAUUUAAGGAAAGUACAGAAACAUCAUACGCCAAUAUAGAUACAUAUUUAGUAGUAUUACUAUAUUACUUGUUGCGAAAGUUUCUCUUGUUGUUGGAAAACUGAUGGGAUCCAUGUCUACUGGCGUAGGCGCUGCCAUCGCGCCUGCCGCCACCACCGCGGCGCUGAAACCGCGGCCUCCCGGCGCGGAGGCGGACGGCGGCGAUCACACAAUGAAGAAGAACCUCCCCUGCCCGAAUUCCGGGAACGCCUUCUCGAAGCUUCCUUCCAUGGGAUUGGAGAUCAAUUCCAAACCCAAAAUACUCACCGGUGAUUUCGGUUAUACCCUCGAAGACGUCCCUCAUCUCUCCGACUUCAUUCCUCAUCUUCCCACUUAUCCUAAUCCGUUACAAGACAAUCCGGCAUAUUCUGCGGUUAGGCAGUUUUUUGUCGACUACGAUGACACCGUUGCAGAAAUGGUUGUCGUUCAUAAGGAUACCGUACGAGGCAUUCAUUUUAGACGUGCAGGUCCUCGCCAAAGAGUCUUUUUCGAAUCUGAUGAUGUGCAAGCGUGCAUAGUUACGUGUGGAGGUCUGUGCCCUGGUCUCAACACGGUGAUCAGGGAAAUAGUAUGCGGUUUGAAUUAUAUGUAUGGUGUAAAGAGAGUUCUUGGAAUAGAUGGUGGUUACCGCGGUUUUUACUCUAAAAACACGGUAUCUCUGACGCCAAAAUCUGUCAACGACAUCCACAAACGCGGGGGAACUGUGCUAGGGACAUCUAGAGGCGGUUAUGAUACUAAAAAGAUCGUUGACAGCAUUCAGGACCGUGGAAUCAACCAGGUGUACAUAAUAGGUGGAGAUGGAACGCAGAAAGGAGCAGCAGUGAUAUUCGAGGAGAUCAGAAAAAGAGGGCUCAAAGUAGCCGUAGCCGGCAUUCCCAAGACUAUCGACAAUGACAUUCCGGUAAUCGACAGAUCCUUUGGCUUCGACUCUGCUGUCGAGGAAGCUGAGCGCGCCAUCACUGCAGCGCACGUUGAGGCAACAAGCUUUGAAAACGGCAUUGGCCUUGUGAAGCUCAUGGGGAGAUAUAGCGGAUUCAUCGCAAUGUAUGCUACGCUUGCUAGUCGAGACGUAGACUGCUGCCUCAUCCCAGAGUCGCCUUUCGUUCUAGAAGGGCCGGGAGGGCUGUUUGAGUAUAUUGAGAAGCGACUAAAAGAACACGGGCACAUGGUUAUUGUGAUCGCAGAAGGGGCCGGGCAGGAGCUGGUCUCGGAGAGUUUGAGAGCGUCGACAGCUCAACAAGAUGCUUCUGGAAACAAGCUUCUACAAGAUGUUGGGCUAUGGAUAUCACAGAGGAUCAAGGAUCACUUCUCUAAGCAAAGAAAGAUGACCAUCAAUCUCAAAUAUAUAGAUCCGACAUACAUGAUCCGCGCCAUCCCUAGCAACGCAUCAGACAACGUGUACUGCACGCUUCUAGCGCAGAGUGCAGUUCAUGGAGCGAUGGCGGGAUACACGGGAUUCACAGUAGGGCCGGUGAACGGGAGACAUGCUUAUAUACCCUUUGAUAGGAUCAACGAGAAACAGAACAAGGUGGUGAUCACGGACAGAAUGUGGGCGCGGCUCCUCUCGUCCACCAAUCAGCCCAGUUUCUUGAGCUCGAACCAAACCGUACCGCCACACCAGACCACGUCCUAGAGCCUAUAGACUUUAUAUGUUACUGUAUUUGGAAACGAAAGCGAAAAGCGAUGUCCUUGCUUCUGCAUAAAUAAGUGCCACUCAGAUUGUAACUAAAUAAACUGAUUCUCAUGGUACAACAAAUGGCGUCCACUUAGAAUUGGGUUUAA
Messenger RNA from Salvia splendens (bonfire salvia), 2035 nucleotides. Its product is annotated as ATP-dependent 6-phosphofructokinase 1. The record is from RefSeq and is a predicted model, not a curated record. Gene Ontology annotation, biological process: glycolytic process; fructose 6-phosphate metabolic process. NCBI's taxonomy places the organism in Eukaryota, Viridiplantae, Streptophyta, Magnoliopsida, Lamiales, Lamiaceae. The coding region runs from base 318 to 1886 and encodes 522 amino acids. Gene Ontology annotation, molecular function: 6-phosphofructokinase activity; ATP binding. The transcript is spliced from 11 exons.